CGUCCUGUUUCCAGCCACUCUCCGUUCUCGCCGGGGCUCUGGUGUGGCGAGCGCGCUGGCUGGCCCCCAGCCCCCCGGCAUGGCGCAGGAGGCGGCCCCCGUCCUGCUGGUUGUCCUCGCCAGGCUGGUGGCAUCCACGUGGCACGAAGGGUCUGGCUACUACACGGCCGAGAGUCACACCAAUGAAGUGUACGUGGAAGAAGCCCCCCCAGAGCCUGCCCUGGACUACCGCCGAGUGCCCCAGUGGUGUGCCACGCUCAACAUCCACCGCGGAGAAGCCACCUGCUACUCGCCCCGGGGAGGCUCAUACCGCAGCAGCCUGGGCACACGCUGCGAGCUGAGCUGUGCACGCGGCUACCGGCUGGUGGGGCCCAGCACCGUCCAGUGCCUGCCCAGCCGCCACUGGUCUGGGAUGGCAUACUGCCGACAGAUCCGGUGCCACGUGCUGCCGGCGGUGCUGCGGGGCUCCUACGUGUGCUCGGCCGGUGUGCAGAUGGACUCCCGCUGCGACUACACCUGCCUGCCUGGAUACCAGCUGGAGGGCGACCGGAGCCGCCUCUGCAUGGAGGACGGACGCUGGAGCGGGAGCGAGCCAAUCUGUGUAGAUAUGGAGCCUCCCAAGAUCCGCUGCCCUGACUCCCGGGAGCGGAUAGCUGAGCCAGGCAAGCUGACUGCUACCGUCUACUGGGAUCCACCCCGCGUGAAGGACUCCGCUGAUGGCAUCAUCAAAAGGGUGAUGCUGCGAGGCCCCGAGCCUGGCUCCGAAUUCCCCGAAGGAGAGCACGUGAUCCGCUACACUGCCCACGACCAGGCGUACAACCGAGCCAGCUGCAAGUUCAGCAUCCGUGUCCAAGUGCGACGCUGCCCUGUCCUGAAGCCUCCACAGAACGGCUAUCUCUCCUGCACCUCUGAUGGCAACAACUAUGGAGCCACCUGCGAGUACCUGUGCGAUGGGGGCUACGAGCGCCAGGGCACAUCUCUGCGGGUCUGCCAGUCCACCCAGCAGUGGACGGGCUCCCAGCCCCUUUGUGCACCCAUGCAGAUCAACACAGCGGUGAGCUCUGCUGCCAGCCUGCUGGAUCAGUUCCAUGAGAAACGCCGCCUCCUCGUCAUCUCAGCUCCUGACCCCUCUAACCGCUACUACAAGAUGCAGAUGUCCAUGCUGCAGCAAGCUGCCUGCGGGCUGGACCUGCGCCAUGUCACCACGGUGGAGCUAGUGGGACAGCCCCCUCACGAGGUGGGACGCAUCCGGGAGCACCAGCUCUCCCUCAGCAUCAUCGAGGAGCUCAGGCAGUUCCUGCACCUCACCCGCUCGCACUUCAACGCGGUGCUGUUGGACAAGGCGGGUGCCGACCGCGAGCGCUACAUCUCCCCCGUCAACCCCGACGAGCUCUUCGUCUUCAUCGACACUUACCUGCUGUGCGAGCGGGAGGCGGCGCGGCGGGCGCAGGGCGGAGAUCCCUGCGAGUGAGCGGCAGCACGGGAGCCCACGCUCCCGGACAGCCCCUCCCGCUGCCGGCCUCGCGGCCCGGACACUUGCCUUUCUGCUUUUCUAGUCACCCACCGUAACGGAGGACCAAGCGAAGGGGAGUGCCUCGGCAGCUGCGCCGGCACAGACAGGCGAGAGGGGACAGGGGCCGUGUGCUGGUGGCAUCCCCGCUGCACAGCAAACAAGUAGCAGCCUCUAGCUGCAGGGUGGGAUGGCUCAGCCUGGCCAGGACCACGGUGGGAGGUAGUGGAGUGCCUCUGGCCAAAGCCUGCGGUAGAGGGGAGAGGGAGGCUGGGCUGCUAGAGGAGAGGGGGCAGGGCAGGCACGGCAGCAGCACCGACAGCCUUGAAUACAGAAGCUUCACCCUCCCCGCGGCCACCCUCAGCCCAUGCACAGCCCGAACCCGCUCCCUCCCACCCUGGGGUCAGCCCUGCUGUCACGGCCCUGACAGCAAGCCCUUGCUCACGGGAAACGGCCCCAUGCUCAGCAAAGCCAGUAGCAGCCUCCAGCCCCCGCCCAGGGCUCACCUUCCCCACCCUACCCUUCGCUUCCCCUUCCAUCAGCCAUGGGGCCGCCCCUCCUGGGAAUUGU
Messenger RNA from Colius striatus (speckled mousebird), 2080 nucleotides. RefSeq names its product sushi repeat containing protein X-linked 2 (gene SRPX2). The transcript is spliced from 10 exons. The record is from RefSeq and is a predicted model, not a curated record. The coding region runs from base 80 to 1471 and encodes 463 amino acids. Lineage: Eukaryota; Metazoa; Chordata; Aves; Coliiformes; Coliidae.